AUGGCACCAACCCUCCCCUCCAGCGCAUCAACCAGUGCUGUCAUCCACAAAUUUGAUGAGAGUGCGCACAAACCCACUGUCCGUCUCACCAAGAAAGAUAGUCGCUCACUUCAGCCAACACCAGUAUUUUCCAGUGACUGCACUGAUGAAGGUUAUCUGCAGAGGGACAACAAAGAAAAAGCCAUUAAGGAAAUUUUUCAAGACAGAGUUUGCCCUGUCCCAACCCAGACUCCUCAGCCUACUGUUGUUCCAAAGCCAGUUCAGUCUGUCAUACAUGUCCCAUUGCAACCAGGCUGCCCAGGUCGAGGCAAAAUGGCAAAGUUCCUCAGUCCAGAAGAGAUGACAUCCAGGGAUUAUUACUUUGAUUCCUAUGCUCACUUUGGAAUUCAUGAGGAAAUGUUAAAGGAUGAAGUGCGUACACUAACUUAUAGAAACUCAAUGUAUCACAAUAAACAUGUUUUUAAAGAUAAGAUUGUCCUUGAUGUUGGAAGUGGCACAGGAAUCCUCUCCAUGUUUGCUGCAAAGGCAGGAGCCAAGAAGGUAUAUGGGAUUGAGUGUUCAAGUAUAUCUGACUACUCUGAAAAAAUUAUCAAGGCCAACCACUUGGACAACAUAAUCACAAUAUUUAAAGGUAAAGUGGAAGAAGUUGAAUUACCUGUGGAUAAAGUAGACAUCAUUAUCAGCGAGUGGAUGGGUUAUUGUCUUUUCUAUGAGUCAAUGUUAAACACAGUCAUCUUCGCACGAGAUAAAUGGCUGAAACCAGGAGGGCUAAUGUUUCCAGACCGAGCUGCUUUGUACGUGGUAGCAAUUGAAGACAGACAGUACAAGGACUUCAAAAUUCACUGGUGGGAGAAUGUGUACGGCUUUGACAUGACCUGUAUUAGGGAUGUUGCCAUGAAGGAGCCUUUGGUGGACAUAGUAGAUCCAAAGCAAGUGGUGACCAAUGCCUGUUUAAUAAAGGAAGUGGAUAUCUAUACAGUGAAGACUGAAGAACUGGCAUUUACUUCAGCAUUCUGCCUCCAAAUUCAGCGUAAUGAUUACAUUCAUGCACUGGUCACCUAUUUUAAUAUUGAAUUUACAAAGUGCCACAAGAAGAUGGGAUUUUCUACAGCACCUGAUGCUCCCUAUACUCACUGGAAGCAAACUGUCUUCUAUUUAGAGGACUAUUUAACUGUGAGACGAGGAGAAGAAAUCUAUGGGACAAUAUCCAUGAAACCAAAUGCAAAAAAUGUGCGUGACCUGGAUUUCACUGUAGACUUGGAUUUUAAAGGACAGCUAUGCGAAGCAUCAGUAUCUAAUGACUACAAAAUGCGCUAGCAAGAAACCUUUCAGAGAGAUUGAAAGAAUUGUAUCAAGUCCUGAACUGCUGAAGGAACAAGUGUUUGCACGAUUACUACAUUAAAUAUUAGAAUGUUUACUCCAGUGGAAAGUGGUAACCUGAUCCCUCUUGCAGAUGGUAUAGAGGGCUGGGAUCCCACUAUGAAUGUACAGUAUACAGCUUUUGUCAAAUAUAUAGGGAAAACAAAGAACAGACUUGAGUGUUCUGUUUGACUUUAGGAUGGCAGAAGAUGCAUAUAAAAUUGUGCUAUUUAUAAUGAAUAUCUGGUUCUUCCAAGCUUUGCAUGUUACAAGUGAUUAGGGCAGUUUCUUCAAUAUAGAAGACCACUAAAAGA
Molecule: messenger RNA, 1673 nt
Organism: Numida meleagris (helmeted guineafowl)
Lineage: Eukaryota; Metazoa; Chordata; Aves; Galliformes; Numididae
Product: protein arginine N-methyltransferase 8
Exons: 11
Coding region: 1-1317 (438 amino acids)
Biological process (GO): peptidyl-arginine methylation
Cellular component (GO): plasma membrane
Molecular function (GO): protein-arginine N-methyltransferase activity
Source: RefSeq, a predicted model, not a curated record